GAACUCGAAUAGCCGUUGCUCGCUUUAAUGCGUUUUCGCAUUUAUACUUGUAAAUAAACAAAUAGCAAUGCCUAAUAAUUUUAACAAUUCAAGAAAAUACAGUGACAACCAAGAAAAGUCAUCGGUAACAGAAACGUGUGACGAUGCAAUAGAUUUAGAUGACGUGCUCCCAAAGAUUGGUGAAUUUGGAAUAUAUCAAAAGUUUCUGUUGUGGUUCGUGUGCUUGCCUGCUUGUCUACCGUGUGGAUUCUGUGCAUUUAAUCAACUUUUUAUGACCGACACACCUGAUCACUGGUGCAAAGUUCCUGAAUUGCAAAAUAUGACACAAAUAAAUCGUAAAAUUUUGUCAAUUCCUCGUAAGGAAGACAAUAACGCCACUUUCGAAAGAUGUUUACGAUAUUCUGUUAAUUGGACAGAAUUAUUAAAAACUAGUAAAAAACCGAUAGAAGUAAAUGAAAGUUGGCCAGUGGAACCAUGCUAUGAUGGAUAUGAAUAUGAUAAAACUGAAGUGAAAUCCUCUAUUGUGAUUGAUUUCAAUUUAGUUUGCGAGUACGAUGUGUAUCCUACCCUUGGAUUAGUGGCUUUAAACGUCGGAGGACCUAUAGGUGUAUAUUCGUUCGGCUUAUUAAAUGACCGUAUAGGCCGGAAAAAAUCGUUUUUCGCCUGCUUGUCGACACUCUUACUUGGUAGUAUGAUGACGGCAUAUGCCCAUGAAUAUUGGUUUUGGGUUGUAGCAAGAGUUAUAGUCGGUUUAACUAUUCCCGCUGUUUAUCAAAUACCAUUCAUCAUAUCCUUAGAGCUAGCAGGACCUAAUUACAGAUCUUUUGUUACCGUUAUGACGUGUAUAUUUUAUACUUUGGGCUUAAUUUUAUUAUCGGGAGUAACAUACAUAUUACGAGAUUGGAGAUCGCUAGCACUAGCUACGUCCGUACCUUUCUUUUUUUAUUACCUUUACUGGUUUAUUUUACCGGAAUCUCCAAGAUGGUUACUAAUGAGGGGGAGAUUGGAAGAAGCUAAUAAUAUUUUGAAAACAAUAGCUAGAAUUAAUGGAAAAGAAUUACCAGAGGAAUAUACUACUAAGCUUCAAAAACAAGUCCUUGAACAAAAAGAACAUGGAAAGAAAGCAAAAAAAUCGGCUAGUGUAUUUGCUUUAUGCAGAACUCCGAAUAUGAGACUAAAAACUUUUUUAAUAACUUUGAACUGGUGUGCAUCGGAAAUGGUUUACGUAGGCCUUAGUUACUACGGGCCUGCUAUUGGAAGCAAUCAAUACAUGAGUUUCUUCCUCUCAUCAGCCGUAGAAAUACCUAGCUAUAUUGUGUGCUGGAUUUUAAUGGAUCGAGUUGGACGUCGAUGGCCACUUUGUUUAUCCAUGGUCAUUAGUGGAAUUUUCUGCAUCGUGACAGUUCUUUUACCAGAAGAUGCCGAAACCGAGACUUUGAUUUUGUUUUUAAUAUCUAAAUGUUUUAUAUCAGCAUCUUUUUUGAUCAUUUACCCGUAUGCGGGUGAAUUGUAUCCCACAGAACUAAGAGGAGUUGGAAUCGGUGCAUCUGCUUAUAUUGGCGGACUGGGAUUAAUAAUAAUUCCAUUCAUUAACUAUUUAGGGACCAGUAAUCUAGUAUUACCACUGGUGCUUAUGGGUGCAGUGUCGGUUGUCGGAGGGGUAACAGCUCUACGCCUACCAGAAACAUUGCACUGUCCUUUGCCACAAACUGCUGAAGAAGGAGAAGAAUUUGGAAAAGACUGGACUUACAAGGAUUGUUUCACUUGUGGCGGCCAAAGAAUCAGUGUACCGGAAUCGGAUUCUUACGAAAACUUAGACCAAUUAGAAUUAACUCAGGCUCCGUCCGUUGAAGAUAUACUCACGGAUAUGCAACCUGUGCGUCGAAACUCAAUGCGAAAAUUGGUUCGCCAAGCCAGUACGCUGGAAACGCAACGGGAUAUAGACGGGAACUUAAAAAUGACCUAUUGGUUUUAAACUUAUCAAAUGUAAUAUUACAAUGUUUUACUUUAUAACUAAUAAUAAUUUAAUUAAGCGGUCAUAAGCAUACUGAGCCAGAUGGUUCGUAAAGACACCGAAAUCACUCUUAAAAUCACUUUCUAAAACACGAUACCUAAAAAUUGUAUGUUUAAGUAAUUGAUAUAUUUUUAUGUAAUAAACUUUAUCAAGAGCGUGUCUACACACAAUAUUAUUUUAUAGUAAGAUUAGUCGUGAUGCAUUAAUAUAUAAACAUAUACAGAAGAAAAUAUUAAUAUCUUGAAAUCACUAUCCCCAGGCGAUGUGAAAACAAUAAAUCUCAAAUUUAAAAUUAAACGGUUUCCAUGAAAUAGUCCAACAUUAUAUAACAGCUGCGGUUCAAGUUAUAUAUAUUAAUUGACGAAUCCUACAAAAUACAAAAGUAUUAACCAAGAUUUAAGAAAGGCCAUAGAAAUCGCUUCGACCAGAAUCGAAUACGAAUGUCUAAGCCAGAGGUAUUUAAGAAUCAUUUAUGUCGUCGUUUAGUCGAUUAUAAAAAGUAUUAAUAUUAUCUUUAUAUUUCUAUUAUACGUGUAUAAGCCUAUAUCUGUCGACGUUGAUGGUCUACAUUUAAUACCAGCAAAAAAGAUAUUUCGAAAAUAAAACAAUUUGUAUUGGAUGUCAU
Messenger RNA from Nymphalis io (European peacock), 2639 nucleotides. RefSeq names its product carcinine transporter. The transcript has 8 exons. NCBI's taxonomy places the organism in Eukaryota, Metazoa, Arthropoda, Insecta, Lepidoptera, Nymphalidae. The record is from RefSeq and is a predicted model, not a curated record. The coding region runs from base 68 to 1975 and encodes 635 amino acids. Gene Ontology annotation, biological process: transmembrane transport. Gene Ontology annotation, molecular function: transmembrane transporter activity. Gene Ontology annotation, cellular component: membrane.